GCAACCUGUGAGUGACCUCUACUCCGCCCUCCCGGCGGGGUGCUCGGGUCCUCUGUCCGGGGCGUCGCGCGGGGCGGCCACUGCGCACACGUGUCUCGCCUCUCCGAGCAGCGCCCGCGGGGCCGCGGGGGGCAGAGCCUGCUCUGCAGGCGCCUGCCGUCUCCUCGGCACGUCGAACCCAGCUCGGGGUGCUGCACCCGUGUCCACGCGCGAGGCCGUCUGCGGAGCCCCGCCACCCGGCACUCCUGCCCACGCUCCCUGCGCGCCCGAACUCGGGGGCCUCCACACAACUGCGGACUGAGUCGGAGGAGCGAGCAGUCUCACACCCACUCCAGCGCCCGCUGCCGAUAAACUUCUCCAAGUCUUGUUGGUACAAGAAAGACAUUUGGAACCAGCAGGAAAACUCCAAGCUGAUGGACAUCGUGUAGCCAUAGCCAGGGAUGGUCGGCUACGACCCCAAGGCCGAAGACAGGACAGUGUCCAGCGUGCAGGUGGCAGUGGCCGGCUCCAUGGCCGGGCUUAUCACUCGGGCGCUCAUCAGCCCCAUGGACGUCAUCAAGAUCCGCUUCCAGCUGCAGGUGGAACGUCUGUCCCCCAGGGACCCCAGAGCCAAGUACCACGGCAUCCUGCAGGCCGCGAGGCAGAUUCUGCGGGAGGAGGGCCCCAGGGCCUUCUGGAAGGGACACGUCCCGGCCCAGCUGCUCUCUGUGGGCUACGGGGCGGUGCAGUUCAUGUCCUUCGAGAUACUGACUGAGCUGGUGCAGAAGAGAGGCAAGGAGCUCAGCCCCAACAGAUUCUCAGUGCACUUCCUGUGUGGCGGGCUGUCGGCCUGCAUGGCCACCCUCACCGUGCAGCCCGUGGACGUCCUGCGCACCCGCCUAGCAGCCCAGGGGGAACCCAAGGUCUAUAAAACACUGCUCGACGCGGUGGUGACAAUGUACAGGACGGAAGGCCCCCUGGUCUUCUACCGUGGCCUGCAGCCCACCCUGAUGGCCAUCUUCCCGUACGCCGGCUUCCAGUUCUCCUUCUACAGCUCCCUGAAGCAGGCAUAUGAAUGGCUUCUGCCCAGCGACAGCUCCAAUGGGAACUUAAAGAACUUGAUAUGUGGCAGCGGAGCUGGAGUCAUCAGCAAGACCCUUACGUACCCUCUCGACCUCUUCAAGAAGCGCCUGCAAGUCCGCGGGUUUGAGCACGCGCGCACCAACUUCGGCCAGGUCCGAAGGUACACGGGCCUCCGGGACUGUGCCCAACAGGUGCUGCGUGAGGAGGGCCCUCGGGGCUUUUUCAAAGGCCUGUCCCCCAGCCUGCUGAAGGCCGCCAUGUCCACUGGCUUCGUGUUCUUCUGGUAUGAAUUCAUCUGCAGCCUCUUCCACUGCGUGAACAAGAGCAGCAGAUAGCCGAGGGCCCCCGCACAAAGGUGUCCGUCCCCAGCUGCUCUGCCCUGUGCCACCUGGGCAUCCCUCAUUGCCAGGCGUCUGCAGGAAGAGAAGCCCCAGGGUGGGCUGCACAAAACACCUGCCAGAAGGCCUGAGUUCCGGACCUGGGAGAACCAGAGGGAGCUGGACCCCCAAGGAUGCCGUCUUCUCUGUAGGAGUGUGGCGGUGUGCUGUCGGGAAAGGUCCCUCCUUUGAGAGGUUCCUUUCUAUUUUUGGUUUUGGGGCUAUGCCCCGCACUCCCUUGACAGACAUUAAAGCUGCUAGCACAUUC
Molecule: messenger RNA, 1707 nt
Organism: Sorex fumeus (smoky shrew)
Lineage: Eukaryota; Metazoa; Chordata; Mammalia; Eulipotyphla; Soricidae
Gene: SLC25A19
Product: solute carrier family 25 member 19
Exons: 8
Coding region: 441-1397 (318 amino acids)
Biological process (GO): thiamine pyrophosphate transmembrane transport
Cellular component (GO): mitochondrial inner membrane
Molecular function (GO): thiamine transmembrane transporter activity
Source: RefSeq, a predicted model, not a curated record